UCGGAUUUCAAAAAAGCACGGAGAGUGCGGCCGUCUGCGUACAGGUGGCUCAGCAAAACACACUCGCGGGAGCCAGCGACAAGCCCAGCACCUACGCUAUCGAGCGCACGAGGCCGCGCUCGUCUAGCGGACAAAAAAACAGACCGCAGCCAGGGCACUGUUGUACACACGCCGCCGACGCGCGCUACAUAAUGGCCGACGUCAGCGUAAGAGCCGAAGCGCGCAAGGCCCUCGCCCAGUUCGCGCGGCUCUACCCUAAAGAACAGAGAGGACAAGUGGUCGACAUCGUCUCCGCGUACGGCGUCCGCUGUAUUUUGAAUGAGGUGGCGCUCGAGCAGCUGAGCCCCGCGCGCCUCGCGGAAGCGUGCGAGGACGCCAUUAGCGAGCUGCCGGCCAUGCUGAAGCCGAGACCUAGGGGUGGCCGAGGUGAUGUGAAGCCCGAGCCCCCUUCGAGAGUCGCCAUCGCAAGAAGAGCGCACAGAAGGGUGCGCAAGGAUUCCGGCAGGCAGUACCCUUUCGUGGACGACGAGCAGCAGGGCGUGGCCGCCGUGCUGAGCGGAGAAGCUUCUAGGGAUGCGUCCAAGUUCCUCGAAGCCCCGCCGGCCGAGCAAGCGCGGCGGGCGAGGGGCGUCUUCGCUGCUUUACGGACGCAGCCUAAUAGACUACUGAGGAGCGCUGCUGGUCCCGCCUUAGAAGAGGUGGCGGGCCGGCCCUUCCCGCCGGCCGAAGUUAGACUACUACUGGGAGACCACUGGGACGACGUCUCGGAGCUCCAGUUCCUCAAGGCGGUCCGACGAGUAGCUCAAGGCGGGUAUGACGUGCCCGAGGAGCGGUGGGAGGAUUCCUUAAGGGGCGAGUUGACCGACGAACCGGCUUACGUGGCACCGACGUCGGCCGUCGCGGCCUUUGCGCAGCCUUCGUUUCAACCCGCCAUCGAGGAAGCACCGAGAAGGAAGGCGCCUAGAGCCUGGGCGCUGCCUCUAGAUGCGCCCACGGUGUCCACCGCGGCGAAACAGAGACCUCUCGCUCGCCGAAGGCCGAACCCCACGCGCCAGGCCUGGGUGUCUGAAGCGAAGAGGAACGUGUCGAGAAAAACGCCGCGCUAUCUAGUGAACGUCGAAUCGAAGAUCAAGGACCAGCUGAACGCUCAUAGAGCGCGCCUGAAGCGGGAGCGGGCCGCGGGUCGGGACGCGCUCGGCGACUCGUCCAAUACUCCUCGAGCCGUGGACAUCGCGGACGCGUUCCUGCGGAGCGAGGCGCCGCAGUGGGACUCGACCAUUGAUGAUGCUGCCUUAGAUGAUUAUGGUUUGCCGGCGGACGACCAGCCGGUGCCCGAUUACCAGCCGCCCCGGCGCAAGGAGGGCGAGCGGCCCGACUACUCGUCGUGGGUCGGCGACUACGGGCCGGUCAACGCCAAGGGCGAGAAGCCGAUGCCUCCGGCCGACGGCGAGGAGGCGGCCCGCGACCUCGCGGCACCGGCGGACGUCGACGCGGCGCUGCAGGCCGCGGCGGCGGCGCCCGCCGAAACGGCGGAGGAGGCCGACGAUGACGCGCUCGACGAGGCCUUCCUCCAGGAGCUCGCGGGCGACGGCGCGGAGACGCUGUCGGCCGGCGAGGACGCGGUCCUCGACGACUGAGCCUGCUGUUCCCGCGCCCCCCGACGUAAGAGACCCGGGGUGUAAGUCAUCUGGUACUAUAC
Molecule: messenger RNA, 1699 nt
Organism: Pelagomonas calceolata
Lineage: Eukaryota; Pelagophyceae; Pelagomonadales; Pelagomonadaceae
Source: the annotation of a GenBank genome assembly